Molecule: messenger RNA, 1246 nt
Organism: Saccostrea cuccullata (small rock oyster)
Lineage: Eukaryota; Metazoa; Mollusca; Bivalvia; Ostreida; Ostreidae
Product: WAS/WASL-interacting protein family member 1-like
Exons: 4
Coding region: 288-860 (190 amino acids)
Source: RefSeq, a predicted model, not a curated record
GGUAGUGAAAGUCCACAAAAUAACAGAGGAGCGUCGAGUUUGAUGUCUUUUAAAUUCCUUACACCUAUCGUCUGUUUAAAUCACAUAUCGGGUUUCCCUGUCGUGUGGCCCCGGAUUGUGUUUAGGUUAAAUUUUCUUCCUGGUCUAUCUUUGUCAGUUGAAAUGUACUUCGUUAGAAUUUCGGACAUAAUAUAAAAGUCAACAGAGGUCUGUAAUUUUUCCUGUCCCAUCUGGAAAUAAUAUCAGAAGCUGGACAAUUGGUCUCUACUGAGAUCAUGAUAUAAAAAAUGGCAGCCCUCGCUAUGAGUGGAGCGCCUCCACCGUUACCUAGCAGGGCAGGGCGACCAGACCCACCAUCAGUUAGCACCCUCCCUCGUAGGGGUCCCACCAGCGCAUCCCGACCACAGUCCGCUCAGUCGCCCAGGAGCCGACGAGGGUCAUCCGAUGACUUACCCCCACCCCCGCCAAGAAAUAGACAUGACCCCCUCCCACCUGUUCCUCCCUCCAUUGCAAAUAUACCCAUCCCCCAAGUUAACCAAAGACCUAGUUCAAGUACUUUACCGAGAAAUUCACGAAGUGAAUCAAACCUUCAGAGUCAGGAUGCCCCUCCCAGACUCCCCCCUCGAAGGGGUACUUCCUUCCACGGCUCACAUUCCCCCAGUGUAAGGCACAACCUAACCAAUGGCGCCAUUCCAGCUCCCAUCCAAGAGAGUCAAGAUCUCGAGUCUCGCUUUAUGUUCCAUGAUGUCAACGAAUUACCAGCCCCUCCAGAAUUUAAGGCUGUGAAGAAAAAGUAUUCAAGUCAAGAAUAUGAGAGGCAUAAGCGACAGAAAAGAACACCGGAACCCAGGUAUGACUGACAUUGGAUCCGCGCCUUAGUGAAGCAUGAAAGCAACCUCUAUAAAACGUACAGAAAAUACUUGUAUGCAGAUACAAUAUUUCUAUGACUACAUUGGAUGAGUGGAAUUUAUUGUAAUAAACGGGACCAUCACUUUCAGAUGUAGCAUUAUAGUUAUUUUGAAUAACUGCUCGACACUGUUAUGGUGGUGAAAUAAUUUAUUUAAUUUUAACGCUGUAAAGAUGCUUUUUAUUGCUAGAAUAUCAUUUUAGUUGCCCGACACGUGCUUGAUUGAAAAGUACGAAUGUGCAAGUGAAUAACAUGUGAUGUAUGUUUUUAUACAUAUUUAUAAAAUUUUAUAUAUUUAUACGAAAAUCAAGCAAUAAAAACAAAUGUUGACAGAUCACA